Messenger RNA from Protobothrops mucrosquamatus (brown spotted pit viper), 2011 nucleotides. RefSeq names its product G protein nucleolar 1 (putative) (gene GNL1). Gene Ontology annotation, molecular function: GTP binding; GTPase activity. Bases 54 to 1883 code for a protein of 609 amino acids. Lineage: Eukaryota; Metazoa; Chordata; Lepidosauria; Squamata; Viperidae. The transcript is spliced from 12 exons. The record is from RefSeq and is a predicted model, not a curated record.
UUCGGUGCUGUUGGAGGAGCGGAAAGAGGAGGGGACGGCAGCCGGGACAGGACAUGCCCCGCAAGAGGCCGUUCAGCGCUAAGCAGAAGAAGAAGCAGCUGCAGGACAAACGCGAGCGGAAGCGGCAGGGCUUUCAGGAUGGUGUGAGGUCAAGUUCAAACAGUCGGAGUGGCAGCCAUGAUCGACAUGAGGAGCACACGGACACAUCAGAUAGCGAGUCUUUCUCUCUGCAGGUCCGCAAGCUCAACCAGCAGCCUCAGAUCCGCAAGCCGGGUGAACGGGGCUAUGAUCCCAACAGAUACCGGCUGCACUUCGAGCGGGAAAGCAGAGAGGAAGUGGAGCGGAGGAAAAAGAUUGCCCGGGAGAAAAUCUUGGAACCGGUGCCAGAAACCGAGACAGAAGUGGACAUAGAAGAUGUUUACAAGACCGGAUCAGUUUCUGUACCAGAAGCUAUCGUAUAUUGUGCACCAGAUAAUGGGAAAAUCUCAUGGUCUUUGCAUGAUUAUUACCCUUGGAUAUUUGGAUAUUUGCUAACAUGGAGGCAGCUAUGGCGUGUAUUGGAGAUGUCAGACAUUGUAUUGCUUAUUACAGACAUUCGGCACCCGGUCAUCAACUUCUCUCCAGCUCUCUAUGAGUUUGUCACCAAGCAGAUGAAGAAAAACCUCAUCUUAGUACUGAACAAGAUUGAUUUAGCCCCACCAGCCCUGGUGGUGGCCUGGAAGCAUUAUUUCAAGAGCCGGUGCCCUGAGAUCCACGUGAUCUGUUUCACUUCUUAUCCACAGCAAGACCAAGAUCCCAGUGCGGUGUUUAAAAAACGUCGGAAGCGUCGAAAGGGUUGGAGCACGGCUAUGGGGCCCAAUCAGCUACUGAGCUCCUGCGAGGCAAUCACAGCUGGCAAAGUGGACUUGAGUAGCUGGAAGGAGAAGAUUGAGCGGGAUGCUGCUGGCGCUGGCCUGCCGCUGGAUGACUCUGAGGAAGAGGAGGAAGAUGACCGAAGUACGACCGUGCUGGUGGAGCAUCAGACAGAUGUAGCUAUGGAGGGUGGUGGAAUCUCCCAGGAACUCUACAAAGAUGGAAUCUUGACAGUCGGCUGCGUAGGCUUUCCCAACGUGGGCAAGUCCUCCCUUAUCAAUGGACUGGUGGGCCGCAAAGUGGUGAGCGUCUCCCGCACUCCGGGUCAUACCAAGUAUUUCCAGACCUACUUCCUUACACCCACGGUCAAGUUGUGUGAUUGUCCAGGGCUCAUCUUCCCGUCUGUUGUUGACAGGAAACAGCAGAUAUUGGCUGGUAUCUACCCUAUUUCCCAGAUCCAGGAGCCCUAUACUUCUGUGGGGUACUUGGCUAGCUGGAUUCCGGUGCAGGCCUUGCUCAAGCUGCGGCAUCCGGAUGCCGAACACGGCAAGGCUGAACCCCCUUGGUGUGCCUGGGAUGUAUGUGAAGCCUGGGCUGAGAAACGAGGUUACAAGACAGCCAAAGGAGCCCGGAAUGAUGUUUACCGAGCAGCCAACAGUCUUCUACGCCUCGCAGUUGACGGGCGGCUCUGUGUCUGCAUGCGGCCUCCAGGCUACACGUCACAGAAAGCCAUGUGGGAGCAUCACCCCGAGACGGUUGAGAUAGCAGCUUUGCAGGAGGCUCACCGCCGAGACGGGAAAGACGGCUCUGCCGAGGAAAACGAAGGGGAGGAAGAAGAGGAGGACGAAAUCUCCAGCUCGGGAGAGGAAGAGGACGAAGAGAAAGACCGGGAUGCCGAUGAAGAAGGCGAGGAGGAAGAGGAGCCCCUCUCGGCCCCCAAGAGUGGGCCCAGCCAGCCGGCCCCUCCCAGGAAGGGAAAGUUACUGACCCAGAACUUGUUUGCUUUGCUUGGGGAGGAUGAAUGUCAGUAGCUUCCCCUUUUGGACUAAGGGACGGGCGAUAGAUUUGCCCAGCCCAACCCAGCUGCCCUCCCCGCUGUGCAUUCCCCAGCUCCGGAGCUGCCGCGGUGUACCAAUAAAGGUGAUGUUUAUUUCCUGGC